CAAAACCAAGAGGAAAACCGAGUUCCAUACUCCAGCAGAUAACCUCUGUUCAGAAUACAAAGUGUACCCAUUAUUGAAGUUUCGGACAAAACAUUCGCUCAAUGUGAGAAAAGGAUGGGGAGUUGGAGGAAGUUCUGCGGAAAAGCACAACCAAUGCAAAUCACAGCCAUGAGCUGAGGCAGCAGCGGUACCACAAGAACGGAAAAACGCUCACUUAUCAUCGCGCAUCGGAAAGGUGUGAACAGUGAGCGCAUGCAACAUUGGUAUAUCUAUAUAGAUGCCAUACAACAUUACAGGAGACAGAUGAAUGAAAGAAGAUUAAUCGGCCAUUUUCCCCAUCAACAACAUCUCCAGCAUCAAUUGGGAAGAGGUUUUUUAUUCGUGGAAAAUUGUGGAAAUUGGGAACGUUUUGUGAAGUUUAGUGGAGGAAAACACUUGCAUAGCGUAAAGGGAAUUGGCAGGAAAUCAAGAAACUCCGUUUACUAGGAGAUUCAACCAGAAGUUCGUAGUUUUUCAAUCAGGUAACAAUGACAGCCGUCGACGAGAGAACGAUUUAUGCAAAGCUGGAGGCGAUGAAGGAUAUCCGCUCGAAAACUCUUCAGUUGGAGAAGGUUAAGUUGAAAAUAAUCCGUGAGGUGGAAAACGGUGAUGCGGAGGAAAAGUGCCUCUCGGAAUACCGCCGGGAGCUGGAGCUGCUGAUGCAGGAAAAGAUGAGUCACGUAGAGGAACUCCGGCAGAUUCAUGCUGACAUCAAUGCGAUGGAAACCGUCAUCAAGCAAGCGGAGGAGAACCGGAUUCGCUCGAUCAACAUGGCCAAUCGCUUCCAUGAGGAGUACGUUCCGCUAAAAACGGAAGUGGACACAAUGCGUCGUGAAUACCUGGGCCUGGAACGGUUGCCCGAACUGCACGAGGAAGAGGGAUCGAUUAUCUCUCCAGAUCGCUUCCAAAACUACUACACCGGCGGUAAAGCUCUCACGGCACCGACGGCAGCUUUCGCUCGGCCGGCGCUUUCCGCGCAUCAUCCUCUGCCUCCGGACGGGCCCGUUACGGCAUUGCCUCCUUCGGCGCCACCAGGUUUUCUGCCACCGCCUCCGGUGGCCAUGCGCAUCAACAAACCACCGGAACUGCCCACCAAUCGACUCCAGCCAGCGCCGUCAUCCAUCGGAAUCGGCCAUCCCACGUUCAGGUCUGAUUUCAAUGUCAAUCUGAGGCAACAACCACCGCCGAUGAAGUCGUGUCUUUCGUGCCACCAGCAGAUCCACCGGAACGCGCCAAUCUGUCCGCUGUGCAAGGCCAAGAGCCGCUCCCGGAAUCCGAAGAAACCGAAGAAGAAGGAACACUGAGGAGGAGAACCGAACCUCGCAUCGCCGCCACGUCCUUGCCGCCAGUGAACAUUUGUCGUCCGUUGCAUUUUGCUGCCGCCACAUUUGAUUUUCUCGUCAACACAGAACGGACACGAUGAUGAACAUCGUCGACCCGCUUUGGAACUGAUUCUUUUGUGUAGGUACUUAAUGACAAUUCUUAUUUUUAUUGAACGUUGAUUUUGGCAAACGUAUUAUUUUCCUCAUAUGUGACAUUAUUUUUAUCCUUGCAAUUCAAUGCACACCUAAACUAGCGUAGCGUUAUUAUUUUAAAUAAAUUAUGAACUUUCUAGGACGUAAGCAUAUGAAACAAAUAUAAUCGACAAUUUUAGCAAGUAAAUUACAAACAAUGGGAGGGGUGGUUGAAUGAAUGCUAUCUCCCGUGCAACAAUUUUCAAUAAAUGAUAACCAAGUAUAUUCUACCCCAGUAAAAAAACAUGGCAUAUUCUGUAUUUUACUGAGGAAUAGUACAAAAGAAAGUGUAAUCUAUUGGAGAAAAAAUGAUAUUGUUACAAUUGUUACUUCAGAUUGAUUACUAUUCAAUGAUGCUUAUUGUUCAACUUGAAGAUACAGAUACAAUCUGCACAGCGCAGCACCCUAGGGACAAGACACUGCAAACGAGAGU
Aedes albopictus (Asian tiger mosquito) is the source of this 1986-nucleotide messenger RNA. RefSeq names its product zinc finger C4H2 domain-containing protein. Gene Ontology annotation, biological process: positive regulation of neuron differentiation. Lineage: Eukaryota; Metazoa; Arthropoda; Insecta; Diptera; Culicidae. The record is from RefSeq and is a predicted model, not a curated record. Bases 528 to 1343 code for a protein of 271 amino acids. Gene Ontology annotation, cellular component: nucleus. The transcript has 5 exons.